Molecule: messenger RNA, 4526 nt
Organism: Sinocyclocheilus rhinocerous
Lineage: Eukaryota; Metazoa; Chordata; Actinopteri; Cypriniformes; Cyprinidae
Gene: pcdh9
Product: protocadherin 9
Exons: 5
Coding region: 701-4165 (1154 amino acids)
Biological process (GO): homophilic cell-cell adhesion
Cellular component (GO): plasma membrane
Molecular function (GO): calcium ion binding
Source: RefSeq, a predicted model, not a curated record
GAACGAAGAUAAGCAUCCCAACACAUCCCACCGUUUGGACUUUUUCUCAUUCAGGUGUGCGCGGCGAAUCACGCACAAGACACCGGGACAGAAGCCGUGGAUUUUCUUUCUGAAUGAGGACUGAGAGGGGAAUGAUCCGAUCGCAUUUGAACUUUACUCUUUUUCGCUGAUGGGAUAGUUUAUGUUGAUAUUUGAGCAGAACAGGUGCGAUUCAUAAGGGCUUCUCCGGUAAUGCGGAAUGACCGUUAACGCGCGCGUGGAUCACCUGAUUCAUCACCGACCACCGCAUUCCGCGCGUCCCCGACCGCACGCUGAUCUGCGGGGGAAAGUUCAUAAAGAUUGUCUGAUUGAUUGCUGUUAAAUCAACAUUUCCCCCCAAAACCAGCUGUGCUUUGAAUUGGAUUUUUUUUCCACGACUAAAAUACUAAAGUAUUCACUGACCUAGUCCUCAAAGCAGUGAUCAAUACGGAUAUCCUAAUAUUAUACUUAAGUCAGAUAAUUUUUCUGACUGGUCGAACGGAUUUGUCACUAUGUGCGCGAAUUGGUAACCUCCGUAUGAGCGAGCUCACAGAGAACCGAGGGUCGUGUUUGGCUGCUCUUUAUCUACAAAUGUAAGGCUCUGUGAAACCUUGGCUCUGACAACACCAUAUGGAGACAACUGUUUGAAUUAAAGCAGCGGGAACACGCGUUAACUGCUGUCAUGGAUUUAAGGGAUUUUUUCUUGUUGGCAACAUUAGUUGCUUGUUUCUGGUUAGAUCCCACCAUAGCCCAAGAGCUCAUUUACCCUAUUCGAGAAGAGCUACAGGAGAAUGUUCUUAUUGGAAACAUUCCAAAGGACUUGAACAUCUCCCAUAUGAGCUCUGCCACCGGGGUUACCAGUAAUCUGGUUUACCGACUUGUGUCGAAAGCAGGUGACACCCCGCUACUUAGAGUGAUGAGCAAUACAGGAGAAAUCUUUACCACCUCCAACCGUAUCGACAGGGAGAAACUCUGUCCCGGCCCCUCUUUUGAAGACAGCGAGUGCUCUUUUGAAAUUGAGGUGGUCAUUUUGCCCAAUGACUACUUCAGAUUAAUCAAAAUUAAAAUCAUUGUCAAAGACACCAAUGACAAUUCCCCCAUGUUUCCCUCGCCUGUGAUCAACAUUUCAAUUCCGGAAAACACACUCAUCAACAGCCGCUUUGCCAUUCCCUCUGCCACCGAUCCAGAUACCGGACCCAAUAGCGUACACAAAUAUGAGCUGUUGAACGGCCAGAGCGCCUUCGGUUUGGAUAUUGUGGAGACACCAGAGGGUGAGAAAUGGCCUCAGCUUAUCGUUCAGCAGAAUUUAGAUAGAGAACAGAAAGAUACUUAUGUGAUGAAAGUCAAAGUGGAGGAUGGGGGGAACCCACAAAAAUCCAGCACUGCCAUUUUACAGGUGACCGUCACUGAUGUUAAUGAUAACCGGCCUGUCUUCAAAGAAAGCCAAAUCGAAGUCCACAUCCCGGAAAAUUCUCCCGUCGGCACAUCUGUAGUUCAGUUGCAAGCCACUGAUGCAGACGUGGGAGCCAAUGCAGAAAUAAAAUACAUGUUUGGGACCCAGGUGUCUCCAGCAACACGGAGACUUUUUGCUUUGAACUCCACCACUGGGCUCAUAACAGUUCAAAGGCCGCUUGAUAGAGAGGAGACCGCCAUUCAUAAGCUCACAGUACUAGCCAGCGAUGGAAGCUCGAGUCCAGCAAGAGCCACCGUCACUAUCAAUGUGACAGAUGUGAAUGACAACGCUCCAAACAUCGACUUGAGAUACAUCAUCAGUCCAACUAAUGGUACUGUAAUGCUUUCUGAAAAAGAUCCAAUAAAUACCAAGAUCGCUCUCAUUACUGUAUCUGACAAAGACACAGAUGUCAAUGGCAAGGUGAUUUGCUUCAUUGAAAAAGAUGUUCCAUUUCACCUCAAAGCAGUUUAUGAUAACCAGUAUUUGUUAGAAACAUCUGCACUGCUUGAUUAUGAAGGAACCAAGGAGUACAUCUUCAAGAUUGUUGCUUCUGACUCUGGAAAACCUAGUCUGAACCAGACCGCCCUGGUCAGAGUACGGCUGGAGGAUGAGAAUGACAAUCCACCCAUUUUCACCCAGCCUGUCAUUGAGCUGGCUGUCAUGGAGAACAACCAACGUGACAUGUUCCUGACAACCAUCAGCGCCACAGAUGAGGACAGUGGACGGAAUGCAGAGAUUGUCUACCAGCUUGGACCCAACGCAUCAUUCUUUGAUCUUGACCGCAAAACAGGAGUGCUAACCGCAUCCAGGGUGUUUGAUAGGGAGGAACAAGAGCGAUUCCUCUUUACGGUCACCGCUAGGGACAAUGGCACCAGAGCUCUGCAGAGUCAAGCUGCAGUCAUAGUGACCAUACUGGACGAGAACGACAAUACCCCUAAAUUUACACACAACCACUUUCAGUUCUUUGUGUCAGAGAACCUGCCUAAAUAUAGUACAGUUGGAGUAAUCACAGUCACAGAUGCAGAUGCUGGUGAGAACGCUGUGGUGAGACUCUCGAUCCUUAACGAUAAUGAGAACUUCAUCCUUGACCCAGAUUCUGGAGUCAUAAAGUCUAACGUUUCCUUUGACCGAGAGCAGCAAAGCUCCUACACCUUUGACGUCAGAGCUGUGGACAACGGAAGCCCCCCAUGUUCAUCAGCUGCCAAGGUGACCAUCAAUGUCAUUGAUGUCAACGAUAACCCCCCCAUCGUCAUCUACCCGCCAUCAAACACCUCUUUCAAGCUAGUGCCACUGUCUGCGAUUCCAGGAUCGGUUGUGGCCGAGGUGUUUGCAGUAGAUGGCGAUACGGGUAUGAAUGCAGAACUCAAGUAUACUAUUGUGAGUGGUAACGGAAGAAGUCUUUUCAGAAUUGACCCUGUAACGGGAAACAUUACGUUAGAGGAGAAACCCACGGUUGCAGACAUUGGCCUCCAUAGGCUAGUGGUCAACAUCAGUGACCUCGGCUAUCCAAAGUCCCUGCACACUCUUGUCCUUGUUUUCCUGUAUGUAAAUGACACGGUUGGAAAUUCCUCAUACAUACAUGACCUCAUCCGUCGGACAAUGGAAACGCCACUGGAUAGGAACAUCGGCGAGAGCAGUGAGACUUAUCAGAACGUUGACAACCUCAAAACCAUAAUUGCCAUCGUGACAGGCGCUAUGGUAGUGAUCGUGGUCAUCUUCAUAACAGUUCUGGUGCGCUGCCGACAUGCCUCACAGUUCAAGGCGGCCCAGAGAAAGAAGCAGGGUGCAGAGUGGAUGUCCCCCAACCAGGAGAACAAGCAAAACAAGAAGAAGAAGCGCAAAAAGAGGAAGUCGCCAAAGAGCUCCCUCUUGAACUUUGUAACCAUCGAGGAGAACAAACCCGACGACUCUGCCCACGAACCCAUAAACGGAACCAUCAGUCUCCCGGCUGAGCUCGAGGAGCCCGGGAUUGGACGCUUUGAUCGGAAUGCCACCCCUUCUACCACCUUCAAACCUGGAACGCUUACCCGUGCCCGCACCGAACUGAACCCCGACUAUCUGGACCUUCGCUCCCGAGCCGAGCUGAACCCAGAGUACUGGACGCCCUGCACUCCUCUAUCACAGCGGCGCGUCACGUUUCACCUGCCGGACGGGUCUCAGGAAAGCUGCAGUGACAGUGGGCUGGGGGACCAUGAGCCUGUGGGCAGUGGGCCGCUCAUCUCACACCCUCUCCCUCUGGUGCAGGCGCAGGACGAGUUCUAUGAGCAGGCCUCUCCGGACAAGAGGACCGAAGCGGACGGCAACUCGGACCCCAACUCCGAUGGACCUCUAGGACCAAGAGGCUUAGUGGAGGCCACAGAGAUGUGCACCCAAGAGUGUCUGGUGUUGGGCCACUCCGACAACUGUUGGAUGCCGCCGAGCCUGAGCUCGUACCCCUCGCCCAAGUCCCCCGUUUCCUCAUUCAACAACCAAAAGGAGUGGGCUAAAGAGAGACUGCUGAACGGCCACACCCUGACCCGCAGCUGGAAGGGUGAACGAGGAAGCCAGGAGCAGUUUGGAGACAGGAAGACCUUUGGGAGCUCAGAGGGACAUUUUGGCAGCGGCGGCGGUCACAUGGCCGACAUCCCAUUGGCCAGCCUGAAAUCUUACCAGCCCGCCUCCGGCCCCAACAGUCCUAAAGAACAGCAGCUUUAAGAGUGUUUUUUGUGUCUGGAUCAUCCCAGCAACUUUUGAGAGCUUUAGUCCAUUCCUUUUUUUCCCCCUCUUUUUCUUAGCUCGAUGCUAAUGCGCUGUGAUAGUUACGUGUAUGGAGUAGACCUUAGACUUUAUCGCUUGUGCAGGACAGUAUACUAUGCGAAUCCGACUCGCCGACGGCCCGUCUGCGGAGAUCUUCUCGUGCAAAUCCAUAGCUGCCCUUAAACUCCCAUGGUUUGCUGCAAAUUCACAUUAAAAGGAAUCAUUGUAUACUUCGUCUUGAACAAAGACUGCAAACAAACGUUCAAGAUGAACAAAACAGGGCUGUGCUCUAUGUAUCACGGUUAUAAAAAAACAAACA